This is a messenger RNA of Pseudomyrmex gracilis, 2122 nucleotides long. RefSeq names its product nuclear transcription factor Y subunit beta-like. Gene Ontology annotation, biological process: positive regulation of gene expression. NCBI's taxonomy places the organism in Eukaryota, Metazoa, Arthropoda, Insecta, Hymenoptera, Formicidae. The coding region runs from base 130 to 2109 and encodes 659 amino acids. The record is from RefSeq and is a predicted model, not a curated record. The transcript has 7 exons.
UAAUUGUGUGUAGAACUCAACGUGCGUCUUUGGUGGUCAAUAACCCACGCGCACAAUUUAUAUUAUUAUUUUUUUAUAUACAUAUCUAUAGUUUUACACGCGUUGCAGUUUUCAAGAACAUAAUUAAUUAUGAAGACACUCAGUUGGUUUUGCUGGCUCCUGGUUGCGUUUGUCUGCCUUUCUGAGGCAAAGAACAAGAUCAAAAGGCCGUUAUCUUUACCAUACUCACAUAUCGUAAUGAGACGGCCUCGACCCAUCAGUCACAGAACAUCCAUGGGUAAUACUAUUUAUAUUGGUGGUAAUCCUUCCCAUCAGAGAAUUCCUUAUAAGCACGCCAUGUACAGAAUUCGUCGACCCACGAUGUACAAUGCUCUGUCAAUCACGUGGAAGAAUCAACAUCCGAUACGAGCACCUCUGAAUAAUGGUGUUAAUUUACCGCAACGUGCUCCUGCCAAGGACUUUUAUUCUAUAAACAAGUUAGCAGAAUAUAAUUCGGAAUAUAGACCGGGACUUGUAGUUUUACCGACCAUUCAUCGAGAAGACAUCGACGAUGACAAAGGACCCAUUCAUACAAUUCCCGCGCCAAAUCUGAGCCUAGCGGCGGAACCUUACGGGUCGCUAAUUAAUUCGGAAGAGACCGCUGAUCGCCGCCUAAUGGCGACCAAUUACAACAUUACUGCGCAAAAUUCUAUGACAAACAACUUUGGACUAGCCACGCGUGGUGAGAAUUUGUUGUCGCAAGGAACGAGCCAUCCGACUCUGUCGCAACAUCAGUACGAAGUUACCGAAACGAAUCAGCCUAUUCAAUCGAACACAGAUAUCAUAACGCCGAAUGUACCAUUUGCUCACUCGAACGUGCCGCCAAUACAAACACCUCUUCAUAGUUUUCUGCACGUCGGAUUUCCGUCCGUUCAAACACCGUACGCUAUGACACAACAGGUUCCGGGGGAUCUCCACGGUCAUUCAACUUCGACAGGACCGUUUUCAGCACCGUUAUCGGCUACGCAACUUUAUGAUCUAUUGAACACUUCUCCACACAAUGUGAACCAAUAUUUAUCAGAUCAGCAACACCUUCUCCAGCAUCAACUUGGCCAAAGUUUUCAACCUUAUUUAGACGCGGCAAUCAAUUUUCCCCAUCCACAAAUGCAUUCUUUCAAUUAUGAUGAACAGGCUAAUCAGUUACAACAACAACAACAACAACAACAACAACAACAACAACAACAACAACAACAACAACAACAACAACAACAACAACAGCAGCAGCAGCAGCAGCAGCAGCAGCAACAACAACAACAACAGCAACAACAACAACAACAAAACCAAAACGUUUUAUUCGAUCGAAGUUAUGUCCCGGAAAGUGCCAUACCGGAUUAUAAUCUUGAUUCAGCGGAAUCUUCGAUAGACGUACAAAAUGACGUACACGAAGAUUUGACAUAUCCCAUGAGUGAGAUCGAGUUUGAAAACAAUAUUGGAUAUGACAAAAUUCAUCAAGAAAAAACUCCGGCGGCACACGUCAAUGAAGCGGCUGAUAAGAAUGAUAUACCGACAAAAUUCUACACAGUACUUCCUAAUAAAGAAGCUGCUGAAAAAUUAGCCGUACUAGCUGCUGCUGGUAACAUAAAUAGUUAUCUUAUAGAUCGGCUUCGCAAACAAGAAAAGGAUGUACAAAGAAAUAAUGAAAUGCCGUUUAAUCAUAAGAACAAUGAGGACAAUGAUAAUGACGGUGAUAGUGACAAUGAUGAUGUUGUUGAUGAUGGUGAUGACAACAACAACGAGAAUAUAAACAAGCAGAUAAAGGAUGAUCAACAGUGGGAGUAUAAUUUACAAAAAUCGCAACAGGAAAUUCAGCAGGACUACCAAAAUCAAAGCAAUAAGAUACAAAACAAUAAACCUUUGCAAAUUACAAUACCUGACAAAGUCGAUACUUACGUUAGAAGUAAUGACACAAUGCAGAAUACAGAAAGCGAUGUGUAUAUAGAAUAUGAAUACGAAAAUGAAGACGAAGAAAAUAAAGAUUCGCCUGGCGCCAUGUUAUUUGAUGAACAAACGUUUUCUCACGCUAAUUCCCACAAAGAAUUUGGUAGUCGUCUGCGGAAACUUGUGAGAUAAAUGUAUCUACAUA